AUGUCUUCGGAAUACCCUGACGCUGACCGCUUCCAGCGUGAGAGAUCUCGAUCGCCUCGCCGUCGCUCUUCGCGCAGUCCUCGACGCAGUGCUCGUCGUUCGUACUCGCCGCGCAGCCGUUCUCGCAGUCGUCCACGUGACGACUAUCGUCGCAACGACCGCCGUUCCCGAACUCCCGUUAGUACAACUACUGGUGCUGCUGGUCCUUCGGGCUCCCCAUACGGUGGACGCAGUGGUUACGCGCCGGCUCGGGCUUUUGACGAUCGCUCCGCUGCUAAAGAAAAUAUGAUGCAAUCGGUUCGCGACACUUCUCAACAAGACCGCCGGGUCUAUGUCGGCAACCUCUCAUAUGAUGUCAAGUGGCACCACUUGAAAGAUUUUAUGCGACAGGCUGGAGAAGUUCUCUUUGCCGAUGUCUUACUUCUUCCUAACGGAAUGUCUAAGGGAUGCGGAAUUGUUGAGUACGCCACUCGGGAUCAAGCUCAAACUGCUGUCAACACACUUAGCAACUCCAUGUUGAUGGGACGUCUCGUUUACGUUCGAGAGGAUCGCGAGGCUGAGCCCCGGUUCACUGGUGGACCUCCCCGCGGCGACUUCGGUGGACCUCCCCGAGGUGGCUUCGGUGGUGGCUUCGGUGGACAUGGUGCUGGUGCUGGCGGCGGUGGUCGCCAACUCUAUGUCUCCAACCUUCCUUUCAACGUCGGUUGGCAAGAUCUGAAGGAUCUCUUCCGUCAGGCUGCCCAACAAGGCGCUGUUAUUCGCGCCGAUGUACACACUGACCCCACCGGACGCCCUAAGGGAUCCGGUAUCGUUGCAUUUGAAUCGCCCGAUGAUGCACGUAACGCCAUUACCCAGUUUAACGGAUACGAAUGGCAGGGCCGCAACCUCGAAGUCCGUGAAGAUCGCUUUGCUGGCGGUAUGGGCUUCAACAACCGUGGCGGCUUUGGCGGUGGCUUCGGUGGCCGCGGUGGUUUUGUUGGUGGUCGUGGUGGCUUUGCUGGUGGCCGCGGUGGUUUCAUGGGCGGCCGUGGUGGCUACGGCGGUGACUUCGGAGGCCGUGGUGGCUUUGCCGGUGGUGCACCCCCUGGUGGCUUUGGAGGCGGUGGUUUUGACGCUGGUCAUGCCCCGCCUGUAUCAGUCCCUCCUAACCCCUUCACCGAUUUCGCUGCUCCUGGGGGCGACCGAAGCGCUGUUAUUUAUGUUCGCAACCUCCCCUGGUCAACCUGCAAUGAAGAUUUGGUCGAACUUUUCUCGACAAUCGGCAAGGUCGAGCGAGCCGAGAUUCAAUAUGAGUCUAACGGACGUUCCAAAGGUACUGGCGUCGUUGAAUUCGAUACCACCGACACUGCCGAGACCGCCAUCGCCAAAUUCAGCGGCUACAACUACGGCGGACGUCCCCUGGGAAUCACAUUCGUUAAGUACAUGAACGCAGACGCCCCUCCUAGCGAGAAGAUGGAAGGCACUGAGUACUCCAGCGGCUUGACUCAAGAUCAAAUCAUGUAA
This is a messenger RNA of Penicillium taxi, 1503 nucleotides long. RefSeq lists its product as uncharacterized. Gene Ontology annotation, molecular function: mRNA binding. Bases 1 to 1503 code for a protein of 500 amino acids. NCBI's taxonomy places the organism in Eukaryota, Fungi, Ascomycota, Eurotiomycetes, Eurotiales, Aspergillaceae. The transcript is spliced from 8 exons. The record is from RefSeq and is a predicted model, not a curated record. Gene Ontology annotation, cellular component: nucleus; cytoplasm.